Molecule: messenger RNA, 7348 nt
Organism: Chelonia mydas (Green sea turtle)
Lineage: Eukaryota; Metazoa; Chordata; Testudines; Cheloniidae
Product: maestro heat-like repeat-containing protein family member 7
Exons: 15
Coding region: 1173-2027 (284 amino acids)
Cellular component (GO): cytoplasm
Source: RefSeq, a predicted model, not a curated record
UCAGUGCAAUGAACUGUAAUUUGUUGGGGUUCUUGGGGCAGUUGACCUUUAGAUGCCCCGGCUUGUUACAUUUAAAACAUUGCCAAGCUGACUGGUUGCUGGGUGGAGGUGGGUUGCUAGAAAAUGGUGUGGCAGGACGAUAAGGUGUCUGGAGUGUUCCUUGGGGUGUAGUUGGGGCCUUGGGCUGCCACCGGUAGUAGGGUGUGGUCAGAGGGUGUCCCUUCUGGUAUCUGCUCCAACUGCGACCAGGGUUGUUCCUCUCUCCUCCCUCCACCUGUUUUGUGCUGGUUUGCCCCACCUGUCUGGCGGUCUGGGACUGCUUGUAUUGAUCAGCAUAGGAAGCAAGACUUCCUGUUGAGUCCAUUUUUUUAUCCCAUAAACACUGUUUUCUAUCAUCCUUGGACAUAUUCAGGAAUUGAUCCUGUAUUAUCAAAUCCCGUAUUCCUCCAAAGCUAGUUACAUCCCAUCCAUUGAGCCAUUGUGGGGGAGGUAUAGCUCAGUGGUUUGAGCAUUGGCUUGCUAAACCCAAGGUUGUGAGCUCAAUCCUUGAGGGGGCCAUUUAUGGAUCUGGGGCAAAAAUUGGGGAUUAGUCCUGCUUUGAGUAGGGGGUUGGACUAAAUAACCUCCCAAGAUCCCUUCCAACCCUGCUGUGCUAUGAUUUAUCAAACAGAUCUGUUAUCUGGUUUACAUGAGUCACAUUACUUAGACUAGGUCCUCUUUUAAGGGCUUUAAAUUUUACUCUGUAAGUUUCAGGUGUAACUUGAAAUUGUUUUAAAAUCAAAUCCUUGAAUUUAUUAUAGUUCUAAGCCUCCUCAAUCAGCAUCUUAUUGAAUAUGUCAAGAGCUCUUCCAGUCAAUUUUUCUUCCAGUGUGGUCAUCUUGUGAGCUUCAGGAAUUUGAUGGAGUGUGCAGUGUCUCAAAGAGACCCUCAGUGCCCAGCUGGAGGAGGAGGAGGAGGAUGUGUCCCCUGAACAAGACAUCAUCAGGGUCAUCCAGCAGCACCUCCAGGGCAGAGCUGAGUGGGUGGAGGACAGGGCCAAACAGCUCUGCUUCUUCCAUGCUGUCCCGAAUCUGUGCUUCUCGACACAGAAGCAGGGCUGGGACACUCUGGAGCUGCACUUCUCCAAAGGAGCCCUCGUGGACAGCGUUGCGGAGCUGAUUGACAAUCUGCCCAUGGCGUCUGAGCCGAGCUGCAUCAUCUCCAGCUCCAUGGCAGCGGUUUGCAGCCUCAGCAAACUGAAGCCGCCACUUGCCCUGGAGCUGGAGUCACGCCUCCUGCGGGCUCUACUCUACACCAUCUUCACCAUGGGCACUGGGCAGGACACCACCCUCUUCCGGGCUCUGCACAACACCUAUUUACAGAGUCUGGACACCAUGCCCGGGGGCCUGCUUACUGAGACCCCCACCACAGACAAGCUGCAGCACCUCUUGGAACACAUCCAUUUCUGGCUCGACUCCAGUAACACUCAGGAGAGAGCUAGGGCCAUAAGGAGCAACGCUGCCCUGCUCCGAUUUGCCACCUCCCUCUCCGGAUUUGACACCUCCUCCGAUUUCCCCAAGGCGGGCAACUUUGUGCUGCAGCUGGGUCUCUACAUCUCUGACCCAGCCAACGACAUCAGACGGCAAGCCUUGGAUGGGAUCUAUUGGCUGCAGAGGCUCCUGCUGCAGAGGAGGGGGCUGAACAUCAGAGAGGCAAGCGAUCUGUGGUGUCGGGACUGGCUCCAAGACACCGAGCGCCUGGCCUACAGGAACAUGGCAAGGGUAGGGGAGGACUUUGGAGAGAUCUUCACGGAAGGCCAGAAAAGAUCUUUCCUCCAGGCAGCGCUUCUGGCCAUCCAUGACCCCCAGCUCCGUGUUAUCCAGGCUGGGCUGGUGUUGACAUAUUCUAUCCUGGGGGAAGCCGGCCAGCUGAUAGGGAACGAGCAGGAGGACGUGACAGCGACGAUCAUGGCGCACCUGUUCUACAUCCGGUGCUUGCGCCAGGUGCCCAAAGAGCUGCAGGGGCUGUGCUCCGUGGGACGGCCUUGAAGGGCCCCCCCUUCCCAUGCCCAGAAGCUCCCACUCCCUGCCGCAGGAUUCCCACUGGCUGUUCCAAUCCAGGAUGAAAACUAUGCCACCGAAGUCUCACAGCACCUGGGCAGUGAAGUGCCACUUAAACCCGCUGUGAUGCACUGACCUUGCCCUGGCUGUCUGCCCAGGGCUGAAUUUCACCCAUUCAGUGUGCUAAGCAGAUGCUACCCUGUAAUAAGAGGAAACAGAAGCAAAAACUGAAAGAAUGUUACUUAAACCAAUGAACUGAUGCAGAAAGUGGAAACACAGCAAAGCAAACAAAUGAAUCCUGGUCGGACUAGCCUUCCAUUGCAGAGGUGAAGACCAGAUGGGAGCUGCUGGAUUGACCUUGAUAUGCCAUGUCCUUGUGUGGAUGAAGGACCUACAUCUCAGAGAUGGCCAGCAGCAGACGUAAGACAUGUGUCCAAGAAUAGUCUGAACAACCUACACUGAUAGAUCUCAGCCGCUCAGCAGAAUGCAGGAGAGCCGAGUGCUGAUGGGCUAGAGGGGUCACAGGAGUCACCGUGCAGCAGCUGUGGUGCCUGCAGUCAGCAUGGGUCAAACCCUGUGCUCCAGGCUGUUUCUCUGGAUUGCGAAGGGGAGUUUGGCUUGGGGAAUCGGUUGCUGGUGCCUGUGUCCACAACUGGGAUGUUUUCAGGAGGCUACUCAAUGGUCCAUGAAGCGCCAUCCAAGCAAGUGGAGAAUGGACAUUAAAGAGCGAGGCUGGGACCUCCGCGGAGCUGCUGCAGUCGAGCAUCCACAGCCAGAAGAGAGACAAUGGGAAAGGUACUGAGAUGGCUGGCCACAGCAGCAGCCGCCAUCUCACAAACCUCUGCUCAUGCUCUGCACAACAGAGGCAGGACAAAGAGCCACACAGUGAGAGCCUGGGUUGCAAUGAGCAAUACACAGUUUUUCAGUAGAUUAUGCUGCCCUGACAGUCUAUUUCCUGUAAUGUGCACAUCCAGCCUCCCAGGCUGCCCUCAGUGAGAGUUAGGUGCUCUGUGCCCACAGGACAGGGCUGGCCUUACUAGGAGGUGAACUGAGGUGGCCGCCUCAGGUGCCAGACUGUGGGGGGCGCCACUAGGACCCAGAGUGUAGAAAACUGUGUCUGCUGCUGGUGCAUGUGGAUUCUCUCUGCUCGAGAUGCACAGAGAGGGCGGAGUGCUGUGCUGGAGGAAGGAGGGCACAAGAGACAUAACAGGCAGGCAGGAGAAAAGGUGAGAGAGAAUCACAGAAAGCAGCAGGAGCUGCAGGGAGAGAGAGGAGGAGGAGCCUCUUAUGUACCUCUCUAGCAUCCCCAGGAGCCUGGACUGAUUAACCCCAGCUUCUCAGGGAGCUUCCUGUUUCCUGCUGCUUCCCUGAACCCACUUGAGGAGAACAGGAAGUCAGCUGAAGUAGUAGGAGCCAGUUAGGCCCUUAAGACGCUGAUAUCUUCCCUCACUCAGGCCCUGCUACCAGCCUGCUUAUUUGUCCCCUUCAAUUGAGUGUUGGGAGCCACUAUAGCUGGCACAGAACAGCAGUCGUGAGUGAAAGAAGAAAACGUCCCUCUGAGGCAGCAUUCAGAAAAAGAGAAAAGCUUCCUUUGCUUUCUCUAUCUAAGCAGGAAGGAGCUCUCCUGAGAUACGUAGACACAAAUGUUCAGGGUGAGCCUUCCGGACCCAGUGAGGAUGUGAGUGGUGAGGAGAUGCCUGAUCGUCCAGUUAGUCAGAGUGCAGGUGACCUGGCAGCUACUGCAGCAUCCAUAUCUGCAUCUCCAAUGGAUGUAACCCUGCACGUUCCUGAAGAAAAGUGUAGAUCAGAGAAGAGUGUGGUGGAGGCGUAAGAAGCUGCUGCUGCUGAUUUGAGUUCCUUAAGUCUACAUGAUCCAAGACUGUGGACUCACUUGAGCAGUAGCUUGAGGGAUUUCCUUGUACUGCAUGGGCCACAGCAAGUGAAAAACUUCAUGUUCCCCAAAGACAAUGAAAAUAGUAGUUCCCAUCCAACACAUUACUGGCAUGAAAUCCCCAAUGGUGAGAAAGUGGAGAGGCCACGGCUUAUGUAUUCAAAAAUCGAGAAUACUGCAUUCUAAUGUUCCAGCCACAUUGGGUUCUACAGAAACAAAGGACUGGAAAAAUCUGGCUAGAAAUCUGGCAUGCCAUGAGAAGGCAGCAAAUCACCAGAGAGCAUUCCACAGGUGGAAAGAGCUUGAGAUGAGACUAAGGUUAAGGGCCACCAUAGAUGAUCAGCAUCAAGAGAAGAUUGCAUCAGAGUCUCUUUCCUGGCAAAAUGUUCGCAAAAGGCUCCUUGCCAUUGUGAGAAUGCUUGCUACCCAAAACCUAGCACUGCGUGGCAUUUCAGAUCAGCUGUAUGUGCCAAACAAUGGAAACUUCCUUAAAAUUGUGGAGCUGAUGGCUGAGUAUGGUGCUGUACUCCAGGAGCUUCUAAGAAGUGUCAUCACCAAAGAAAUGUACACACACUACUGCCUUGGAAAACCAUUCCAAAUGAGAUCAUUCAGUUACUGGCAACAAAAGUCAAAGGAUGAUUGUGGAAGAUCUUAAGUCAGCAAGGUAUUACCCUGUUAUUCUGGACUGCACACCUGACAUCAGCCAUAUGGAACACAUGCCUUUAAUGGUGAGUAUUGUGUGCAGGCCACAGAAUCUCACCCACCCACUCCUGCAAUAAACCUCUCACCUGCGUCUGAGCUAUUGAAGUCCUCAAAUAGUGGUUUAAAGACUUCAAGGUGCAGAGAAUCCUCCAGCAAGUGACCCUUGCCCUAUGCUGCAGAGGAAGGCAAAAAAACCCCAGGGCCUCUGCCAAUCUGCCCAGGGGGAAAAUUCCUUCCUGACCCCAAAUAUGGCAAUCAGCUGAACCCUGAGCAUGUGGGCAAGAUUCACCAGCCAGAUACUACACAGAAUUCUUUUCUGGGUAACUCCCAUCCCAUCCCAUCCAACAUCCCAUCCCAGGCCACUGGGCCCCAUCUACCAAAAAUAGUCAAAGAUCAGUUAUUUGCCAAAAUCAUGUUAACCCAUCAUACCAUCUCCUCCAUAAAUUUAUCAAGCUUAAUCUUGAAACCAGCUAGGUCUUUUGCCCCCACUGCUUCCCUUGGAAGGCUGUUCCAGAACUUCACUCCUCUGAUGGUUAGAAACCUUCGUCUAAUUUCAAGUCUAAACUUCCUGUGGAAGUAACAAAAAGGGAUUUAAGUGCAGCCAUCUUAGUUCUGUUGAAAAGAAAGCAAAAGUCAGGCUAACCCUAAUGCAAAACUUAUAAAGGCAAAACUGGUAAGCGUAUAAAAAUUGCAAAGCAAGGCUGGUUUUAACCUUGCCUUACAUUAACAAUAAAAUGUAAUUGUUUAAGAUUUUUUGCUACAAAUAAAAUAUAAAAAUUAUAAACAAAACAAAGCUUUAUUAUUACAUAAAUAAUAAAAAGCUAUAAAUACUUGCUUUACAUUUUUUAUACUUUAAAAAUUUGCAUAAGGACACUCUGUCCAAACAGCCGUCUUCCUUCUUGCAAUUGCCUAAAAAUAAAACUGACUCUAACUUGCUGCAUCCAGGCUAAAAGUAAGAACUUGUUUUCUUCCACAAUUUGGUGCCGUGAUUCGGAUAGCAACGCCCGGCUAAAACAGCAGCAACUACGACAAACCGUUCCCCUUCAAAGCCCAAAGCGCCAAACAAAGGGUAAAAAAAAAAACUUUAAAAAUCGAUACUGGGGUUUCAAAAAAAAACAAAAAAAAACAACUAACCAUGGGGCCGUCUGUCCCUUUGGGCUCAUGCCAUGCAAAUUUAUUCAUUAUGCAACAAGGCCAAAUGCAAAGUGGUGCUGAAAAAUUUGUUUCCAUCCCCCAAUAAGGUUAGUUAUAAGCAGUGCUGAAAAACUUUUUUCCGCACCCCCAAUAUAAGGUUAAGGUCCAACCUAAUCAAUGCUAAAAUUUUUUGCUGCCUCAAUAAGGGUGUAUUAAGUCCAAACAUAAAAAAAUAAGGUUAUCGUUUAAAAAAUAGCAUCUAAAUAUAAAAUAAAUAAAUAAAUAUAAGUAAAUAAUAAAUGUGUAAAAAGUAAAUGCUGCUAUCCAGGUCUGGGACUUAAGCUAACUUCAGGCACACCAGGGCCCUCACUCUCUAAGUAAAAAAGUUCUAAACAUAAGGGGGGAGGGGUCAGCCAAACCUCGUGACCCAGCAAAUAGUGCAAAAAAGUAAAAGCCUUUCCUACUUCUAAGCUGCUACUCUGCAAACCCUUUCCCUAAAGUGUGUAAAAAUCUUUUUAGCUUUUAAGCAGCUAACACAGCAAACAAAAUAAACUGGGGAAGCUAUUUUAUAAGCCGCUAAGCGAACAAAAUACUCCCUUGUGUAAUUAAAAUUUUUACAUAAUAAUCCCUCUAAACAAUUCCCACUAAAAGGUACCUUCAAUUUAAAUAAAAUCAUACACCUCAAAAAAAAAAAAAGCUACAAAAACCUCCAUAAGUCUCAAGUCCAAAAGCUAAAAAACUCCCCCCCAAAUUAAAAACUCAAGUACAAAAUUUAAAAACUAAAUGUAAUGCAACCAAAUGCCUCCCUACCCAAACUAUAUUGUUCACCCUCUCAGCUCUUUCAUAUCCGCAAUUAGUUAAAGCUAAAUGCAAAAAAAAAAAAAAAAAAAACAGCGGGGGGCGGGGGAAGGGUUAAUUUAAAAAGUCAGUUUGGCCUAAAAAUAAAAAAAGCUGCCCUGCAUUCAAAAAUAAAAAAACAGAGACCAAGCCAAGCAGAAAAAACUGCUUUCAGCCCCAGCUGGCUGUAAAAAAAUUAUAAACACACAUAAAACAAAAAGCAAGUAAGUUGCAAAACUAAAAUUACAUUUGCAAAGAUUGGCUGCCUGGUAAAACCCAACAGUCUGCCUUUGCAACCCUAAAGCCAGUAUGGUUUGAAAACGCUAAAAAGGCCACAAACAGCUGGCCUAAAAUAAAAUACCAAGCAAAGAUCUCUAAAAGGAACGCCCCAAAAAACCCAGGGCAUAAAAAUCCCUCCCAAAAAGGAAAAGCAAGUUAAAAAAUUUUGCAGCGUACCUCUAAACAAUCUAUACACAAAACAACCUACCAUCCACCUCUCUCUCUCUCUCCUACCCCUGGGGCUGGCCAGCCCCGGCAGCGUGUGUACACAUAUAAAAGUGGGUCAGGGUUUAAGUAUUACCGUUUUUUCUUCCUUUAAGUAACGUAAAAGCAGUUCCCGCACUCACCACUGUGUUAUUUUAUUAUUAAAGAUUUAAAGUUCAGUCACAAGGUGUGUGCUCUUCAUCUCCACCCCUGCGAUCCUGUGGUCUUAGCCUAAUUAACUAAGGCACAGGCAAAUUGGUAA